AUGCUGGCAAUUUUUGAUAAGACGGUGGCGACUAUCCCCAAGCCGGAGGGGCUGGAAUUGCACACGGCUGAGUCGGUUUCUGCACUUAAAGACGAGUGUUUGUCGAGUUACUUCGCUUCGAAAUAUCCAGGUUCCAUAGAGAUUGAUCGACGACCUGCGUGUAUGAUCUGUAGUAAAACGGACGUUAGGGAUCCGAUUAGUCCGAGCGUGUUUGCCAUGAAGGACGACAUUUUCUGUUUCUUGCGAGGCCGCAUUGAGAACAUUCCCGACAGGCUAACGGUAUACAAAGUGAAGAAAGAGAUCAAUGACCAGGCAAACAUUUUAAUCGAUGCUUACAUUACGCAACGUCGCCGUGAUGGUGAUGAUGGCCCAGAACCAAAAAGCCAGAAAACAAUACGACAGUUUUAUUGGUUUAGCUUACUCAAAGGGUUCCGGGGAAAUUUCGCGUUUGUACUCUUCGAUGCCCGGAAGAACAUCAUGUUUGCUGCUACUGAUGUUGGUGCUGACACUGGUCUUCCAUUCUACUGGGGUACUGAUGUUGAAGGAAAUCUUCUUCUUUCUAGUGAUGUUGAGAUCAUUAAGCAAGGCUGUGACAAAUCUUACGGUUCUUUUCCCAAAGGUUGCUACAUUAUGACAUCAAUGGGACUUAGGAGUUUUGCGGAUCCACAUAAGGAGCUGGAAGUGGAACAAGCGCGUGAUAAUGUGGGGAAUUUGUGUAUGAUGGUUAAUCUGGAGGCUUGA
Molecule: messenger RNA, 741 nt
Organism: Microthlaspi erraticum
Lineage: Eukaryota; Viridiplantae; Streptophyta; Magnoliopsida; Brassicales; Brassicaceae
Source: the annotation of a GenBank genome assembly